AUGCGCCUCAUACUCAUCUCGCUGUUGCAAUCCCUCGCUCUGCUCCAUAUACCUGCGCUAUUCGCUGUUCGCCAUUGCCAGCCCUCUGAAGAGUCUCCAGGCGCAUAUCCACUUUCGACAUCCGUGGGCUUACGCCGGCUCGAGCAGCGAAGGACUGCGAGCCUUGUGGUCGCCCUCCUCGAGAACGCCGUCAACCUGACCUCUCUGUCCGUCUUGAGGACGUCUCAACUGCUGGUCCACUCUGUCCCGCCUGCGCCGAUUGCAUCUGUCUCCGCAGAACUCUCAAAAGUCGCUAGACGCCCUCAAAACUCUUCGCAGCAGACUCACAAAUCUGGACCUUGUGCCGUGAGCCUCAGCCUGCGAAUAAUUAGCACAGUCGAUCCGACCCCUGCGUUUUGUGGCGAGCUGGCGUCAAUGGCGCCCAGGCUGCGGGGCUUUGACAUCACGCUGUACGCGAUGCAGCCGGACGACAUCCCUGCGAUGCCGGAGUGUUUCAUGGCAGGAGCAAGUACCUCCGGCCCUCGCAUCAUGCCUCUCGCUGUGACACGUCGCGUUUCAGGCGGCAUCCCUUGCGUACGCGUGCACAUGAUGGAUCUCGACUGGCCACGUUGUCCUUUGGCAGACGAAUUGCAGCCUGACCAACAGCGGUGGCAGGAAAGUGUGGAACCUGGCCAGGAGCGGGCUACCUGGGCUGUUGCGAUUGCGCAUGGUCUCUCCCUACUUUUGCAUAAGCCUGAUCUCGUUAACAGGGACAUGCAAUGCCACGUUCUCAUACAUGGCACGGGCAGAAUAAGUAGACCUUUCAAUGGCAUCUGGUCGUCUGUUACAUCAUACUCGGCUUGGAAUGGCAAGCGCAAUGAAAUCUCAGUAGCUCAGAUACUAGUAUGGGAUGGGAUUCAAAGCCGAAGGCAUAGCUGGUGA
Molecule: messenger RNA, 921 nt
Organism: Postia placenta MAD-698-R-SB12
Lineage: Eukaryota; Fungi; Basidiomycota; Agaricomycetes; Polyporales; Adustoporiaceae
Exons: 7
Coding region: 1-921 (306 amino acids)
Source: RefSeq, a predicted model, not a curated record